CGGUCCUCAUGUUAUCAGUAGAAAUGAAAAUAUAUCAGAACGUGUAUAAUGUUUACGUAUAUUUAUCAAUACUAAUUCAAACUAGUUGGUUUUGAACUCAAUGUGUAAAUAUAAAUUGCUCAAAUAGUUUAAUUUAUACGACAAAUUAUUGGGAUUGAGAUAGAUGUGAACUCGUCUGCAAUGCUUUCGUCGUUUUCCGAAUCUCGCCUUGGUGCUGGAGGAUCAGCUACAGUCGGGAUAGGAACUGGAAUGGAGUCUACUGGUUGUCUGACACGACGAAGCUCGUGGGUGCAAGAGUAUCGUGAUCUACAGGCUAAUGUAAUGUCAGUGGAUUGGACCGGGUCCUGGGUUCUGCUAGCUGGAAGACGACAACUUGCCCUACAAUCAAUGCGCGAUUAUGAAAUGUCCAUUGAAACUGCUGAUACUGUUAGCGGAAGGGAGGAGAGUAAUGGUGGCAGCCCUGGUGGAUUAAGUAAGUUUCCACGACUUUGGAAAUACGAGGUGUCGGCGGCUGAAUGGGCCAUUUGUCAAAACAGCCAAGAGUAUUGUGCCAUUGCGACGAGCCAGACUAUUGAAGUGGUGACUUGGAAGUCGGGAGAACCGACAUUGAAGCAAUCAUUAAGGGCACACACACGAAUGAUUACCGAUAUUGAUUGGCAUUCGAAAGUGCCACAUUUGCUGGCAAGUUGUUCAAUUGAUACAUUUACUCAUUUGUGGGAUUUGAGAGACCCUAGAAAACCGGUGCUAUCUCUGAAUGCGGUUUGCAUGUCCGGUGCUAGCCAGGUGGGAUUCAACAGGGUUUCAGGAAAUUUGGUGGCCACAGCCCAUGAUGGGGAUUUGAGAAUUUGGGAUCAACGCAAGGGUUCCUGCCCUAUCCAGUAUAUAACGGCGCAUUUGUCGAGGAUACACGGUAUAAACUGGAGUCAUGAUCAUGAAACAAGUUUGUCGACGGCUAGUCAAGAUGGCACGGUGAAGUACUUUGAUAUCAAUAAUCCAAGACGAGCUGAAAAAAUUAUAACCACUUCGUGUCCGGUUUGGAGAGCUCGGUAUACACCAUUUGCGGAUGGCUUGGUGACGAUCAGUGUUCCUCAUCAGGGUCGAGGAGAGCACAGUUUAUUGAUGUGGAAUAACUCCAAGCAAGAUGCGCCCAUAUGUUCUUUGUUAGGUCACACAGAUGUAGUGCUUGAUUUUGCUUGGAGACGAAACAGUUUAGUUGAUUUAGACCCCGAGCUUAUUACUUGGUCUCGUGAUCAAACUCUAAGAAUUUGGCGUUUAGAUGAGGAGGUUAGGAAACUUUGUGAACGCUUUACACCAGAAGACGAUGACGGUCUCAUUAUAGAAGAAGGUUCGAAUCUUAGUAAAGUUAGCUCCGGAAAUAGCAUGAAAAGCCCUACGCGUGAGAAGCAACCGUCGGUUUCACUGCAGCAUGAAUUUUCACUGUUGAAUCCAAAUAUCCCACACAUUGAUAUUGAAGUGCUAGAUCCUACAAAACGAACGGCAACAGUACGGAUAUCUGUAAACGGUUACGUCAUCAUGUUGCAGGUGAACUUUCCUCAGCAGUACCCGAAUAAUGGAAUUGGUCCGGAGUUUGUCUACUGUCAGGGAACAUCACUGGAUGACAAUCUUUCGGUUACUUUGAUGAAAGUCCUUCGUAUGACUGCAAGUCAACGAGUUAAGAAAGGCAGAACUUGUUUGGAACAAUGUUUAAGAGCUUUGGUCACGCAGUUGAAGAAGUCUACUAGCAAUGAUGAAAAGCAUUUGCGCCUGCAAUCACCUCGCCUGGAAGGUGCACUGAGUAGUGCUCUGCAUGACGCAUGUGUGCCUUUUCCGAAAACAUCCGGGGCACGUUUCAGUCAGGUAGGAAUACUUGUGACGUUUUCAAGACCUCUGAAUACCAAACGAAUUAGUUUGAAGCAACAAAACACAACCCCACGAGCACUGUCGGCCCUCAGUGGUGGGUAUCUCGGGAACGUAAUGGGUUCUCAACCGAUCCUGUAUGCUCAUAGGGAUCCCAGCGCAUCAUCUUUCUAUCUGCACGAUCGGAAAUCUUCUAGGAAUCGAGGUGCUGUCCCGAAAAUAUCUGUUGCAACGGUUAAUGUUUAUGAUGUAUCGAAGAUUUUGUACGUGAGCAAGGAGUUGGCAGAAAACUAUAUCAUUAAUACAAUGAAUGUGGCUGAAAUGUGUAAUUACAAUAAAAAAGUAGCGGAAAAAUAUGGUCGACCAGAUUUAGUUCAGUGUUGGUCUCUGGCCGAAAUGAUCGCUCAGCCCAGCACAGAUUUUGACACGGAUGACGAUAUGCUGUGCUCACAGAAUCCUUUUGCGAAGAGUCUGUUGGAGUCACUAAUAAACCAUUUCGCCAAUAUCUACGACAUACAGACGGCUGCAAUGUUGUGCUGUGCAUUUGGGCGUCACUGUCCUUCGUUGUACGAAAUGUCUAGCAGUUCUAGUUCGAGUAGCAAAUCUAUCAACCAAAGUCACUUACUUAGUGGUCUACGCAAAAUCAAGCCAAGUGGAUCACCUUAUCAUACAAUUCUGCCAGUGGACAGUACCAACUCGAACGCGGUUUGGAGCUUGGCUCAGCAGUUGAAACAUUUGCGGAGUAACUCGUGGUCAGAUUCUUUGGAUGAUUGCCGAAUAGCUGGCCUCGGUGAUAUCAAUCGUAGUCUGCUGGGUGACAGCAAUCGUGUUCUGUAUGAUAACUUCAAACGGUCAUACGCGGAGAUGCUCUACAGGUGGGGUCUACUGGUCACUCGAGCCAAAGUGCUGAAGUACCUUUCGCAUUAUGUUGAUCCUCCACGCUGCGUCGAAUUCGUCACGGAAUGUUUGCUUUGCUGCCGAGUUGGAUCUCCGGCAUGUGCAACCUGUCGAAAGCCUGUACUAUAUUGCACGCUUUGCCGGCUUCCUGUACGAGGUGAAGCGAAUGCUUGUUUGAAUUGUGGUCAUGGAGGUCACACCGACCAUAUGCGAAUAUGGUUUGAGAAGCAUGAUGAAUGUGCCACAGGAUGCGGGUGUCAUUGUUUGCAAAAAAGUUCAGCACUGUGCGAUAUGAAUUAGUUAAGUUAAUAAAUCUGCUAAAAUGA
This is a messenger RNA of Malaya genurostris, 3080 nucleotides long. It is a transcript of the gene Wdr59, whose product is annotated as GATOR complex protein Wdr59. Gene Ontology annotation, molecular function: protein binding. NCBI's taxonomy places the organism in Eukaryota, Metazoa, Arthropoda, Insecta, Diptera, Culicidae. Bases 181 to 3054 code for a protein of 957 amino acids. The transcript has 6 exons. The record is from RefSeq and is a predicted model, not a curated record.